Messenger RNA from Silurus meridionalis, 6958 nucleotides. RefSeq names its product SLIT-ROBO Rho GTPase activating protein 2 (gene srgap2). Gene Ontology annotation, biological process: negative regulation of cell migration; signal transduction. The record is from RefSeq and is a predicted model, not a curated record. Bases 617 to 3886 code for a protein of 1089 amino acids. Lineage: Eukaryota; Metazoa; Chordata; Actinopteri; Siluriformes; Siluridae. Gene Ontology annotation, molecular function: protein binding. The transcript has 23 exons. Gene Ontology annotation, cellular component: cytoplasm.
UUUAAUAUUUCCACGAAAAAAGGCGGGGUUAGAGCUGGGAAAAAAGGGGGAAAAAGUCAGAUAACGCACUCUGAGCACAUCCUGCGAAAGAAUUUUGGAUGUAAUGGAGUUGGAUCCAUAUGCAUUACACCAAAUGAAUGGACAUUCCUUCUAAAGAGCUCUGUUUAACCCCAGCCCUGCGCUUUUCCGGAGACGAGCCCAUCCUUCUGCUUUUGAAGGGCAAAAAAAGCGUGCGCGCGAAUUGAAAAAAGAAGAAGAAAAAAAAACAUAUGCAAUAGUAAUAAAAAAACUACUGGAUCUCAUCAGAUCAUCUGGAAGAAUUCUGGAGGGAAUGCAAAAUAAAUCCAGUUCCUCUGCCGGUUUUCGGAGGCGCACUGCGGGAGAAUCUCGCUGUUGCAGCUCAUAAUGCAUUGAGCUCGAGCUUCGAUAUGAAGCAAUAAUUUUUUCUUGGUGGUUUUUUUUUUUUUGCUUCCUUGCAACCUAUUGGAUAUUGCAAUAACACCCACAGAGUGGAAACAACCUCCUUUUUUUCUCCCGAUUAUUACUAUUGUGUGUGUGUUGCUUGUGUCGCACGAGCGCCGUGUCAGUGCUCAGCGCUUUAAAAGAAACCCCCAUCAUGACGUCUCCGGCGAAAUUCCGCAAAGACAAGGAGAUUAUAGCCGAAUAUGAAACUCAAGUCAAAGAGAUCCGAGCUCAGCUUGUAGAGCAGCUCAAAUGUCUGGACCAGCAAUGUGAGCUCCGUGUGCAGCUCCUCCAGGACCUGCAGGACUUCUUCCGCAAGAAGGCCGAGAUCGAAAUGGACUACUCGCGCAAUCUGGAGAAGCUGGCUGAGAGGUUCCUGGCCAAGACACGCAGCACCAAGGACCACCAGUUCAAGAAGGAGCAGAACGUGUUGUCUCCUGUGAACUGCUGGAACCUGCUGCUGACUCAGGUGAAGCGUGAGAGUCGUGACCAUGCCACCCUCAGCGAUCUCUACCUCAAUAAUAUCAUACCACGCUUCGCCCAGAUUAGCGAGGACUCUGGACGCCUCUUCAAGAAGAGUAAAGAGGUGGGCCUUCAGCUGCAGGAAGAUUUGAUGAAGGUCCUGAAUGAGCUGUACACGGUGAUGAAGACGUACCACAUGUACAACUCUGAUAGCAUCAACGCCGAGAGCAAGCUGAAGGAGGCAGAGAAGCAGGAAGAGAAGCAGAUGGGACGCGGGGCACGCCAGGAGGAGCGCCAAACCCCACGCUCACCCGACACACUCGCCAGCGUCAGGAUGGACGACAAGCCUGUUCGCCGGAGCUCUGUGAAAAAGAUCGAGAAGAUGAAGGAGAAGCGCCAAGCCAAAUACACUGAGAACAAGCUGAAAGCCAUCAAGGCAAGGAACGAGUACCUGCUGGCUCUGGAGGCGACCAACUGCUGCGUGUUCAAGUACUACGUCCAUGACCUCUCUGACCUCAUCGACUGCUGUGACUUGGGCUACCAUGCCAGCUUGCACCGGGCUCUGCGUACCUACCUCUCUGCCGAGUUUAACUUGGAGACAUCGAAGCACGGCGGCCUAGAGACGAUCGAGAACGCAGCUGAGAACCUCGAGGCCCAGGCUGACAAACAACGACUGAUGGAGACCUACAACAUCAUCUUCUGCCCUCCCAUUCGCUUUGACUUCCAGUCUCACAUGGGGGACCAGAUGGGCUACGUGUGCGCUCAGCAGCCGCUACAGGGAGAACUUCUGCAGAGGUGCCAGCAGCUCCAGUCUCGUCUUUCCACACUCAGGAUAGAGAAUGAAGAGGUGAAGAAGACAAUGGAGGCGACUCUGCAGACAAUCCAAGACAUGGUGACCAUCGAGGACUUUGAUGUGACCGACUGCUUCCACCACAGCAACUCCAUGGAGUCGGUGAAGUCUACAGUGUCAGAAUCGUUCAUGAGCAAACCGAGCCUGGCCAAGAGACGAGCCAAUCAGCAGGAGACUGAGCAGUUCUACUUCACGAAACUGAAGGAGUUCCUAGAGGGCAGGAAUCUCAUUACCAAACUGCAGGCCAAGCACGACCUUAUCCAGAAGACCCUGGGAGAGAGUCAGAAGACUGACUAUUGCCUUGCCAGCGGCCGGAGGAACUCGACCGCGAGAAAACAGGAAUCCGCUCAGGUCAUACCGCUGAUUGUGGAAAGCUGUAUCCGCUUCAUCAGCCGACAUGGCCUGCAUCAUGAGGGCAUUUUCCGCGUGUCUGGCUCACAAGUAGAGGUCAAUGAUAUUAAGAACGCCUUUGAGAGGGGUGAGGAUCCUUUGGCUGGCGAUCAGAACGAUCACGACAUGGACUCCAUUGCAGGCGUUCUCAAACUCUACUUCAGAGGCUUGGAAAAUGCCCUCUUUCCUAAGGAGGUCUUUCAUGAACUCAUGGCCUGUGUCUCUAUGGAGAAUCUCCAGGAUCGAGCCACCCACAUCCACAAGGUCCUCCUGUCUCUUCCCAGCAACACCCUGGUCAUCAUGCGAUACCUGUUUGCAUUCCUCAACCAUCUGUCCCAUUACAGUGAGGACAACAUGAUGGACCCCUAUAACCUGGCCAUCUGCUUCGGCCCCACACUGAUGUCUGUGCCUGAGGGUCAUGACCAGGUCUCUUGCCAGGCCCAUGUGAACGAGCUGAUCAAGACCAUUAUCAUUCACCAUGAGAGCAUCUUCCCUGGGUCACGUGAUCUUGAGGGCCCUGUGUAUGAACGUGUAGGAGCCACUGAAGAAUACUGUGAUAGUCCACACAGCGAGCCCCCCCUAGUGGACGAACCAGCGCCUGAUACCGUUUUGGAUAACCAUAACAGUGAUGAUGGCUCAUUGAACGUUUCAGACUCAGACCCUAUAGAGGCCAUUGCGCGCUUCGACUACUCAGGCCGUAACAACCGCGAGCUCUCGUUUAAGAAGGGCGCCUCUUUGCUGCUGUACCACCGCGCUUCUGACGACUGGUGGGAGGGACGACAUAACGGCGUUGACGGCCUCGUGCCGCACCAGUACAUCGUGCUCCAGGACAUUGCGGAUGGUGCUCACACCGGUCGAGGCAGCCCGAAAGCUGACCUAGAGGGGCCCCAUGAGGGAAUAGGAGAGAAAUUGUCUGCUAGAGGCAGUGCCAGCUCUCCCAUUGGAGGCCAUGUAGCUGAUAUCUAUCUGGCUAAUCUCAACAAGAUGAGAAAGCGCCCGGAAGCAAGUGGAAUCCGUAGAACUUUCCGUCCGGUAGAAGGCGAAGGCUCGUCCGGACCUGCGGGAGGCCCGAGAGGCACAUCGUUGCCCGAGAGCACAGACAAGCGGCCGCUGAGCGCCCACAGUGUCCUCAACUCCAUCACCCGCCACUCAUCCCUCAAAGCCAAGGUGGAAAGCCCUCAGCUCCGCAGAGGCACCCCUGCUGGACGAUCCAAGAGUUUUAGCAACCAUCGACCUCUCGACCCCGAAGUGUUCACGCAGGUGGAGCACAGCUCACAGGAAAUCCAAGCGACCAUUAGCACGGCGCUAAGUGAGCUACAGGAUCUGGACAAGAAGAGUGGCGGCUUGAAGCCGGCGCCUGACGUCGUGCUGGACACUUUGGAGCAGCUGAAGAGCGGCGGAGCUUCCGAGCCGUCCAGCCCGCUGCACUCCCGUCCGCUCCAGCACGCCCUCCAGUGUCCACUCCAGCGCAGUGCCAGCUCGGCCAGCGACGUGCCCUCUGCCUCACGCCCUCUCAAGGGCCCGGCUCCUAAAAGUCCUCUGUCCUCAGGAACGACAGCCGCUGCAUUCUCCUCUUCCACGUCCACUUUCCGAGACAACCGGCCUCCAGCCACCAGACCCAAACCUGCAGUCUUCCCUAAAAGUAGCAGCUCCAGCAGCACCUCUAGUAUUCCUCCAUCUCCCCCACCACCUCCACCUACCGAUAAAUCCUGCCCGGCUUGAGAAAACCUUCCUCUAUUUUGUGAUUCCAAAAUCCAGCCGCUGUUUGAUCCCCAGUUGUCAGUGGAGAGAUAAAUAAAUAACUAACCUCUUUUUAAUUCAUUUAUUAUUGACUGUAACCUCAAUCCUCAAAUGCAGUGUGUGGAUGUGAGUGUGUGUAUUGUCUGUGUGUGUGGUCCACAUGCACAUGGUGGGAUUUUGUUUUCAGCACUGUUGAAACCCAAGAAAAGAGUUCUGGCUGGGACGUGAACACACUCGAUCCCUCUUUAUAUAAUCUAGGUUUGUUGAUUUGAUUUUUUUAUUUAGGUUUGUGAAUUUGAAUUGGAUUCUUUCGGAAAAAUAUGUAGCUGUGAAAUUCUCUCUUCUUUUCCUUUCACUCUCACUUUCUCUCAUUUUUUAUUUCAAUACUUACCCUAGAGGGAGCUGGACUUUUUACGUGUGCCAUGACGGAACCUGAAUUUUACUGCAAUACUUUACUAUGAGCUCUAUAGCAUUGCAGUGGAAAAAUGUCUGUGUAUUUAUAUGCAGCAUUUUUAAUUUUUUUAAAUACUGAGAAUGUGUCUAUGUUUUCGUCAGUAUAAGCGAUGUCGGCUUUGUUCCCUCCUCACAUCGCGUUUUCAAUUCAGGAUAAAUACCGAAAGCUCAAGUACUUCUUUUGUAGAAAUUCCAGCAUGGCGACUUGCUUGCACCAUGUUCUCUUGAACAGUUAUACACACCUACUUUGUAACGGAUAACUAAUUAUUAUUAGAAACAUUGUUAAUUAACCAUAUUUCCACAAGCACCUGGAAAGCUCUCAGGGCAAACAAAAAAAAAAGUUGGGUCUCGCCUUAUUGUGGAUUGUCAUGAGCAGGACUGACAGAUAUUGUUGCAUUUGCUAUUUGUGCUCUUCGCUUUGCACCGAUUUUAUCCUUGCAUUGACUUUAUUUAAUCUAAGAUAAGAAGUAGGCGAGACUUUGGUCUCAUUUGUUAAUAAAAAAAAAACAAAACAGAGGAGCUGCUUGCUAUUCAGUAGUACUCACGCGCAACAAGUAGCAAGCUAACGUUACCCACCGAAAUCAGAAAAACUUCCACUUACUGCUAAUGCAUGGAAUUCAUUGGUGUCAUGUAAUCAAUCAGUCUGCAUGCUACAGGAAAAAAAUAUAUAAAUAUAUAUGUGGAUGGAUUUGAGUCUGAGAAUUUGAAAUAUUUUUCACUGGGUCUGUAAAAAAAAAAAUUUCAAGCUGAAGUGCACACCAGUCAAUAGGAAAGAUCUCAAAACACUGGUGGGAUCUUUACCUUACCUGGAAAAAUAAGACGCAUGGCCAAGUAUUAGAAAAAAAAAAUUAUACUUAUGUAUUGCUUUUGUCUGCGUAAUACGUCGAGCUAAUUUGUCUUUAUUCCUCCCAGCUUGAUUCUGUGCUAUACAGCAAAACUAUCCUCACCUGCAAGGUGGGUAAGACGAAGAUUUGCUGCUUCACAAACCCCUUCAACUCCAUUACCAGAAUCACAUGCACUUCUAUACUUCACAGUAGUACAACAUGACAGAACCCAGAGCAGAGGCAAUUUCUGCGUGUACCUGAAAUGAUUAUAGUUAUAACUGGAAGAAAAAAAAAAUGCAAAAGUGAGGAAUGUCUUGUAUCUUUGGUGACGUAUAUGAUGCAAAAAGAAAAAAGAAAAAAAAAAUCCUUGCCUGAAUUUAUAUCCAAUUCUUGUAAGUUGUAAUUUUUCUUCCCUGUAAGUAUGUUUCUAUAUAUGUUUCUAUGUAUGUACUUGUAUGGUGUAAACCCGCCUAAUGGAGACGGAUCAUUCCUGCUUUAUACGUCAGAUUGGGAAAUCUCUUCAUCGGAUUUACCUGGGAUAUACAAAUUUAUUAAAUAAAACAUGUUUGUAGAAUUUAUAAGAUCAGAGGAAACCUCUGAGUGGGUUCAUCCAACUGGUAAAAACAACAGUCAUGCUUCCCAGAUCUUUAACUACAGAUCUACAGGCAGUUUUUAUCAAAAAAAAUCUGAUCCAUCUAGUCUAUGUAUGCUUUAUAAAGAACUUUAUUUGAGAAACGCCUUGACUGUUUACUAUAUUCAAGCCUUGAUGUGGUGAAAAGGAGUAAAAAUAAUGUUGGGUGUGUGUUUUGAGGUCAAGAAGAAAAAACAAGCAUGAGGCUGGCUGAUUUUUUUUUUUUCCCUCUUAGGUCAAUCGAGACCCAUUAUUAAAAGCCUUAACAGUGUAGAAAUGUUGAAAAAUGCCUGGAAAACCUCUGAUUAUUCAAAAAGAGCAGAAACAAACAAAACAAAAAAACAUCAGUUUAGCAAAUUCUAAACUUAAAAAAAAGAAAAAAAAAAAGUUUUUCUCUGUGUUGUGUUACAAUUAUUGCCACGUCAUAACAGGUGAUUGCGUAUAUCUGUGUGUGCUAUUAUUGAAAAUGAGCUUUUUUGUGCAUUUCCUAAUACCUCAUAAGGCAACUGGAAACCAAAUUGGAAUGAAAGAAAAGGAAAAAAAAAUAAUAGAAAGGCAUUAACAUGCAUAAUACAUAACAAACUCAUGCACAGUGCUUGGUGAUUAUGUUCUGUCUUAAUAUGUACAUUUCUUUUUUAUUAUUAUUGUGCGGUUGGCUGAGGACUCAGUUUACAUCAUCGUAAUCUUUUAUAUUUUCAAGUCUGCAAAUUUAAAAAAUCGAUUAUUAUGCACUUGAAUCUGCAUUGUGUGUCGGUGAACGGACUGAGCGAGGGAUUGCUUUUCUUCUUUCUUAUUUUUAAAAGAAUUGUAAUCUGUUAAAUGUGGAUUUAAUGUUUUUUUGUUGUUUUUUUUAACCAGGCUGUAUGAACUGUCGUAUCAGAGGUAUUUAUAGUCGUCCACUCGAGUAUCUGUUAAUGAGAAAAGUCUGUGUUCAGAUGUACUUUGUAUAUACAAUGGUGUACAUUACAGAGGUACAUUCUUUCUUUUUAGUUUUCUUUUCUUUUUUUUGACGGGGGGGAGGGGUACAGUAUUGUACAGUAAUAGCAAUAGUAGUUUUACUCUCAAAUACACCUUAUAUAAUUCCAUGCGUAGUUCUUGUAGUAAACCUUUUUUUUUGUUUUUUUUAAAUAAACCGCUUGCUAUACA